This is a messenger RNA of Abrus precatorius (Indian licorice), 3782 nucleotides long. RefSeq names its product transcriptional repressor ILP1. The transcript is spliced from 6 exons. The record is from RefSeq and is a predicted model, not a curated record. Gene Ontology annotation, cellular component: nucleus. Gene Ontology annotation, biological process: mRNA splicing, via spliceosome. The coding region runs from base 248 to 2980 and encodes 910 amino acids. Gene Ontology annotation, molecular function: DNA binding. NCBI's taxonomy places the organism in Eukaryota, Viridiplantae, Streptophyta, Magnoliopsida, Fabales, Fabaceae.
AUCUAACCUAGUCUUAGAAUUUUGAAAACGAGGUAAUUCUUUAUAGCAAAGCUCACGGAAUCCAACAUACUACCAUCGCCGUCUGCGCUAACCCAAUUAUGAGUUAUUCGGGUCGAAUUGAUAGGACCCGGAAUCGAACACCGAACCCUCGUAGUCUCGCAUUCCGUAACUGAAAGCACCGCCCUACACUAUUACAAACCAUUUCGCACUUUCAAUUCCCCUUCUCUCACACUCUCCCAUCACCACCAUGUCCACCGCCAAAUCCCGCAACUUCCGCCGCCGCGCCGGCGACACCGAAGGCAACGACGACGACGCCAACUCCUCCGCCACCACCCUCCCGUCCAAGCCCUCUUCCUCCGCCAAGCCCAAGAAGCCCCAAGCCCCCAAACUCCUCAGCUUCGCCGACGACGAAGAAAACGAAGCCCCUCGCCCACGCGCCUCUAAACCCCAACGUUCCGCCACCGCCAAACCCUCCUCUUCUCAUAAAAUUACCACUCUUAAAGACCGAAUCGCACAUUCCUCUUCUCCUUCCUUCCCUUCCAACGUUCAACCCCAAGCCGGAACGUACACCAAAGAAGCACUCCGCGAGCUCCAGAAAAAUACCCGAACCUUGGUCACUAGCAGCUCCUCUCGCCCCUCUGUUGCUUCCUCUGAUCCCAAACCCUCCUCCGAACCUGUCAUCAUCUUAAAGGGCCUCGUCAAACCCUUAGCUUCCGAGCCUCAGGGUCGGGAAUCCGAUUCUGAAGGGGAGCACAAAGAAGUUGAAGCUAAAUUGGCUACUGUAGGAAUUCAGAAUGGGAAAGAAUCCCUUUUCCCCGAUGAAGAGACCAUUAGAGCUAUCAGGGCCAAGCGGGAGCGCCUCCGGCAGGCACGCCCCGCUGCGCCGGAUUACAUAUCGUUGGAUGGCGGAAGCAAUCACGGUGCCGCGGAGGGGCUCAGCGAUGAGGAGCCCGAGUUUCGGGGUCGGAUUGCGAUGUUUGGGGAUAAAGUGGAGGGUGGGAAGAAGGGUGUUUUUGAGGAUGUGGAGGAGAGGAGAGUGGAUGUGAGGUUCAAGGGUGGAGAGGAUGAGGUGGAUGAUGAUGAUGAAGAGGAGAAGAUGUGGGAAGAAGAGCAAUUUAGGAAAGGAUUGGGGAAGAGAAUGGAUGAAGGGUCUGCUAGGGUUGAUGUUCCUGUUGUGCAAGGUGCUCAACAACACAAGUUUGUCGUUCCCUCUGCAGGGAAUGUGUAUGGUGCAGUUCCAAGUGCACCAGCAGGAGCAGCAUCAGUGAGUCCCAGCAUUGGAGGAUCAAUUGAAUCCUUACCGGUUUUGAAUGUCAUGCCUAUAUCUCAACAGGCCGAGAUCGCAAAAAAAGCUUUGCUAGAGAAUGUGAGGAGGCUUAAGGAAUCUCAUGGAAGAACAAUGUCAUCGUUGACUAAAACUGAUGAAAAUUUGUCUUCCUCCCUUUUGAACAUUACUGCUCUUGAAAACUCUUUAGUGGUAGCUGAUGAGAAGUACAGGUUCAUGCAAAAACUCCGAAACUAUGUCACAAAUAUAUGUGACUUUUUACAGCAUAAAGCUUUUUACAUUGAAGAACUUGAAGAACAGAUGAAGAAACUUCAUGAAGAUCGUGCAUCAGCCAAUUUUGAAAGAAGAGCUGCUAACAAUGAUGAUGAAAUGGUUGAGGUAGAAGCAGCUGUCAAAGCUGCAAUGUCAGUUUUAGGCAAGAAAGGUAACAAUAUGGAAGCUGCAAAGAGUGCAGCUCAGGAAGCAUAUGCUGCUUUAAGAAAACAGAGAGAUCUGCCGGUGAAGUUAGAUGAAUUUGGUAGAGAUUUAAAUCUUGAGAAACGGAUGAAAAUGAAAGUGAGGGCAGAGGCUCGUCAGCGCAAGAGGUCACAAGCUUUUGAUUCUAAUAAACUGUCAUCCAUGGAAUUGGAUGAUCCUAAAAUAGAGGGUGAAUCAAGCACUGAUGAGAGUGACAGUGAGAGCCAAGCAUAUCAGUCACAACGUGAUCUAGUGCUGCAGGCUGCUGAUGAGAUUUUCAGUGAUGCAUCUGAGGAAUAUGGUCAAUUAUCCUUAGUCAAAAGAAGAAUUGAAGAAUGGAAAAGAGAGUAUUCAUCAAGCUAUAAAGAUGCUUAUAUGUCAUUAAGUCUUCCACUGAUCUUCUCUCCAUAUGUAAGAUUGGAACUCCUGAGGUGGGACCCACUUCACAAGGGUGUAGAUUUUCAAGAGAUGAAAUGGUAUAAGUUGUUGUUCACUUAUGGUUUUCCUGAAGACGGAAAAGAUUUUGUUCCUGAUGAUGGAGAUGUUGACCUUGAACUUGUCCCAAACUUGGUGGAAAAGGUUGCACUUCCUAUUCUGCAUUAUGAAAUUUCCCAUUGCUGGGACAUGCUUAGUCAACAGGAAACAGUGAAUGCUAUUACUGCUACAAAAUUGAUCGUGCAACAUGUUUCUCAUGAAAGUGAAGCUCUUGCGGAUCUGCUAGUUUCAAUUCGAACACGCCUGGCUGAUGCUGUUGCUAAUCUUACAGUUCCAACAUGGAGUCCACUAGUACUGGCUGCUGUUCCUGAUGCAGCACGAGUUGCAGCAUAUCGAUUUGGCAUGUCUGUUCGAUUAUUGAGAAAUAUUUGUUUGUGGAAGGACAUAUUUUCAAUGUCAGUGUUAGAGAAGCUUGCUUUAGAUGAGCUUUUAUGUGGAAAAGUUCUUCCUCACUUUAGAAGCAUAUCAGAAAAUGUUCAUGAUGCUAUAACAAGAACAGAACGGAUUAUUGCUUCCCUAUCUGGAGUGUGGGCUGGCCCAAGUGUCGUCGGAGACAGAAAUCGCAAGUUGCAGCCUCUGGUGACUUAUGUGCUGUCACUUGGAAGGAUUUUGGAGAGAAGAUAUGUGCCAGAGAAUGACACAAGUCAUCUAGCUCGUCGAUUAAAGAAAAUACUUGUUGACCUCAAUGAAUAUGAUCAUGCUAGGAACAUGUCUAGAAACUUCCAUCUCAAGGAGGCAUUGUGAAGGGAAUUCAUGUUUCAUUAUGCAUGGGCUCUUGGUUUGUCAGGGAAUCUGGCACUUAGUUAACCCUUCUCAGGUGCAAUUAUAGAUAGCUUUUUGACCUUUGCACAAGUCUUCAUCCGGAGUAUGCUUUAUGACUGCUUUUUGACCUUUAAAUCCUGUGGAGGCAUCUCUCUCCCAAAGUAGGGUGGAUGUGGACUCGCUGGAACAUUCAGAACUAAUUGGGGACUUCUAUUGUUCCGUCUAUACGAUGCAUUGGGAAAGUCUGCUGGGAACCAUAUAAUGGGCAUUUGCCAUCUUUUUGGGUGUUUCUUAAAUCUGACCGGCUGCUUUUUUUCUUGAACAUUGCUUAUGCUAGGGUUCCUGGAGAACAAGCAUUGUAAAAUUUUUCCGUACUCCUGUGAUUAUAGAUAGAUUAUAGCUGUACUGAUAUGAAAUAACUUUCCAUAAAGUCUCUGUUCUAAUGUUAUUUUUGGUAAAUUUGAGUGGACUUUAUGGAGGUAUUUGUAUUAUCAUUUUAAACACAAAUUAUGUGGGGAUAUGUAGUUUCAUUUGCUAAAUUCUCAUCAUCUUAGUGUUAACGGCGUUCCUAAAAAGUUAACAGCAAAAUGCAAGUUUUGGAUCAGAUAUAAAGAGAUCCUACGUGGCCUCCGGUCCCUUGCUCGUGGAGAAAUGCUAAGAGAAUGGGAGAUUAAAUUCUUGUCCUACCGACCUCAUCAUUAGGCCUUAAGCCUGUAGUCUAGGUCACAAAGGCCCAACUUUUCACUAAGGCAGUUUUAUAUCACCAUAUAGUGUAUGAUUUGUU